Motacilla alba alba is the source of this 1958-nucleotide messenger RNA. It is a transcript of the gene TMEM53, whose product is annotated as transmembrane protein 53. The transcript has 3 exons. Lineage: Eukaryota; Metazoa; Chordata; Aves; Passeriformes; Motacillidae. The record is from RefSeq and is a predicted model, not a curated record. Bases 27 to 860 code for a protein of 277 amino acids.
GGCGGAAGCGCGGCCGGUGCGCGGCCAUGGGCGCCCGCGGGCUGAGGGAGGCCGUGGUGGAGCUGGAGCCGGGACAGGCCCGCGAAGGCAGCACGGACAGAGAGCCUGCCGAGGGCCAGCCUGUGGUCAUCCUGCUGGGCUGGGCCGGCUGCCAGGACAAAUACCUGGCCAAAUACAGCGCAGUCUACAGCCAGAAGGGGUGCACGGUCAUCCGUUACACAGCUCCAUGGAGGAUGAUAUUCUUCUCCGAGACCUUUGGCAUCAGAUCCCUGCAGACCCCAGCCAGGCAACUCCUGGAGCUGCUCUUUGACUACAGAGUUGAAAACAGACCGGUUCUUUUCCACGUUUUCAGCAAUGGUGGUGCCAUGCUGUACCGUUACAUCAUCGAGGCGCUCCACACCCACACGCCGUUUCAGAGCCUCAGAGUAGCCGGCACCAUUUUCGACAGCGCCCCUGGCAGAAGAAACUUGCGAGGAGCCCUUCGUGCCCUGGCGACUGUCCUGGUCUCCAUGAAUGUGCUGCUCAAGUAUUUCCUGCUGCUCACCUUUGCCAGCACGGCCAUCGUGCUGCGGAUCCUGCUGUACCCCCUGACCCGCUUCAUCCACCAGAGCCACUACGACGCGCUGCUGGAAGCGCCCUCGCGCUGGCCCGAGCUCUACCUCUAUUCCCAGGCCGACCUCAUCAUCAAGGCCAGCGAGGUUCAGCUCAUGGCCGAUGCCCGGCAGCAGCUCGGUGUUCCUGUGAAAGCCGUGGACUUCUCAGAUUCGCCUCACGUCAGCCACAUGCGGGUGUACCCCACCCAUUACCGCAGCCUCUGCACGACUUUCCUGUCUGACUGUGUCGGGGCCUCCCCUCCUUAGUGCUCUAAUGACCUCCAGUGUUUGCCUCUCCUUGCUCAGCUCCUCUGGGAAAUGUCACCUCCUUUGCUUUUGUGUCUUAGAAGUGAGGAAAGUAGAGGCUUCUUGUUUGGUUUGUUUGGUUUUUUCCCCCUGACCGUCUCCAAGUGUGAAAGCCUCCAGCCUGGCCUUUGGACCGGCCAUGUUAGAGCAGAACGUAGAUAUGGGUUAAUUUAAAGUCCUGAAGGUGAAAUUCUGUCAUGGUUCAUGUUGAUGUGCUCUACCAAGGUGUCACAGACCAGACUCUCACACUGAGUAUUAUUUGUUUCUUCCUGUCUCUUGUUCUCUGCUGUCCAUGUUGUCUCCUUGUCCCUGAUGUCCAAGGUCCAUGUUCUGUUGCUUGUAUUAAUUUUACAAUACAGCUCUUCCACGUCUUUGUUGUUUUGUUGGUUUUUUUUCUCUCUGCCAUUUCUUUUAUCUUGCAAUGAGCAAACAGAGCCAUGUCUGCAGGACUUCUGCUUUUCUCAGUGCAUCCCAGCUCUUGUUGUACUCUCCUUGCUGGAGAUCAGGCCCUGAAACCAAGUGUAACACCAGGAAAAGCUGUGUGUAGGGCAGUGUGACCAGACUGUCAUCUGGUUCCAUUAAAUAGCUGAGAUAAAACAGUCAGAGCUCUCUGAUCCUUGGUGGGAGCUCAAAUGUUUGUGAUAACUUUUGUGUUCUUCAACCCAGAGGUUUAAGCUAACAUUUUUGAAUGUGUCUAGUGUUUUGUUUCUCUUCCUUCCAGUCUUUUGUGUGUUCUACUGAGUAGUUUUGCUUCCUUGGAGAGCUACUUAUUUGUUAAUUGUAUGUCUUGAAGCAGCCUAUAUUUUGCAUCUGGAUAUUCAGGGAAAUUUUUGGAUUACAGCUGUGCCAGACUGCAGAAACAGAAAGGUGGAAUUGCAGAAGAAAAUGGAACUGUCUCUUGGAGCUAUGCUUUAUACUGGGUAUUUCUUAAAUCACCUCCACCCUACAAAUGACCAUGAAACACGAUGUUUUGUCUGUAAUGUUCUCUUCAGAUGAUCAGUCUUUGCAGUCCAUGCAACGUGUACAAGAAAUUAGUUCCUUCCACCUAGUGAAAAAGUA